Molecule: messenger RNA, 1044 nt
Organism: Phyllostomus discolor (pale spear-nosed bat)
Lineage: Eukaryota; Metazoa; Chordata; Mammalia; Chiroptera; Phyllostomidae
Product: butyrophilin subfamily 3 member A2-like
Exons: 6
Coding region: 79-1044 (321 amino acids)
Biological process (GO): regulation of cytokine production; T cell receptor signaling pathway
Cellular component (GO): external side of plasma membrane
Molecular function (GO): signaling receptor binding
Source: RefSeq, a predicted model, not a curated record
UGCCUCGCCGUGGUCCAGCUGCUCAGCCCCUGCUCAGCUGAGUUUGCUGUGGUCGGACCCCCCGAGCCCAUCCUGGCCAUGGUGGGUGAAGACGCAGACCUGCCCUGUCACCUGUCCCCGAAGAUGAGCGCUGAGAACAAGGAGCUGACAUGGGCGAGACCCAGCCCUAGGCAGGUAGUGCACGUGUAUGCACACGGGCAGGAGGACACCCCGGCAGAGGAGUUUCGAGGGAGAACUUCGAUUUCACGAGAGGACGUCACUGCGGGGAAGGCCGCUCUCCGGAUUCGCAAUGUCAGCGUCUCUGACAACGGAACCUACCUGUGUUAUUUCCAAGAUGGAGACUUCUAUGCAGAAGCCCAGGUGGAGCUGCAGGUGGCAGCGCUGGGCUCUGAUCCCCACAUUGACAUGAAGGGCUACGAGGCUGGAGGGAUCCGUGUGAACUGCAUGUCUGCCGGCUGGUACCCGCAGCCCCAGAUCCAGUGGACAGACGCCAGGGGACAGAGCUUGUCCUCGGAGGCAGCAUCUGCGGCUGCAGACCCCCAGGGCCUUUAUGCAGCCCUAGCCUCUGUGAUCCUGGAAGACGGCUCUGGGGAGGGGGUCUCCUGUGUCAUCAGAAGCCCCCUGCUGGGCCAGGAGAGGUCAGCCAGGCUUUCCAUCCCAGGUGCCUUCUUCAGGGACACACAGCCUCGGAUGGUGGUGCUCUCACUGACCCUGCUGUCUCUUGUGGGGCUCUUGUUGGGUGUGGGGUGCUUGCUGCACCGACAGCAGAAGAGGAUCCAGGCCCUGUCCCAGAAGAAGGAGAUAAAGCGGAAGCUGAGAAAGAAGCAGCGUGAGCUGAGAGAAAAGCAGCUCGAGCUGAGGGAGGAGCAGCGCGGGCAGAGCUGCAGCAGCAGCAAAGCACCCAAGAGACGCUGCAGGACCACCUCGGGGGUGCACAGGACACGGGGCUUGUAUGGCUUCCCGGAGCUGCGAAACGUCCUCCCCAACUCGGGGCUGAAAGACACAGAACUGACCAGCUCCCGGAUGUGGAGGCCACAAGUCUGA